GUCGUACGAGACGUCAAAAAAAAACGAAGAUCAAGAAAUCGGUAUGGAGGAGAAUAUUGUGGAGAAAAAGGAUAAAGAAGUAUUGGAAAAGAAUGCGGAGGAUGGGAUUUGUAAGGAAUCGUUUUUGAACGAGGAAAAACGGAUGGAUAAUGGGGAAUUUACUGAGAGAGAAGCAAAUCAUGAAGAUAGGGAAAAAGGAGAAAAAAUAGGGAAUAAAGGGGAUUUAAUGAGUAAUAAAAUUGGAACGGAUAAGGGAUCGCUAGAGAAUAUAACGUUGUUGAAAACGAACAAAAGAAAACGGUUAUCUCAGGACCGAGUUGGUCAAUUGGAAGAUUUGAUUGCUAUGGAUGACAAGGAUUCGUCAUCAUGGCUGAAAUUGAUUAAGGAAUAUCAAGAUAAGAACAAGAUUGAGGAGGCGAGGAAUGUAUAUGAGCGAUUUUUGAAAGUUUUUCCUACAGCAGCACAACAAUGGAUUGAUUAUGCAGACAUGGAAUUAGCAAAUAAUGAGUUUAUUCGGGUGGAGACGAUUUUUUCGCGAUGUUUAAGGUCAGUUUUAAGUGUAGAUCUUUGGAAGUUUUAUUUGGAUUAUAUUCGUCGAAUUAAUAAUGUUUCUACUGGAGGAGCUCAAGCCCGAUCGGUUAUAUCACAAGCAUAUGAGUUUGUUUUAGCACAUAUUGGAAUUGACAAGGAUUGUGGUUCAAUUUGGUCAGAUUAUAUUAAUUUUGUGAAAACAGCAGAGAAAAAUUCCAUGUGGGAAGAGCAGCAAAAAGUAGAUCAUAUUCGUCGUAUUUAUCACAAAGCGAUAUGUAUUCCAAUUGCAAAUAUUGAAACUUUAUGGAGAGAGUAUGAUGCAUUUGAAAAUAAUUUCAAUAGAUCUACAGCUAGAAAAUUUCUUUCAGAAAAAAGUUCAAGCUAUAUGAUGGCUCGAACUGCAUGGAAAGACAUGGCUACCAUAACAGCUGGAUUCCGUGCUACUAAUAUUCCAAAAGUUCCUGUCUGGACCGAAAAAGAUGUCGAAGAAGUUGAACAAUGGAAAAAAUGGAUCGAAUGGGAAAUGUCAGAUCCUUUGGAUCUCAAAUUAAAACCUGCAAUUGUUACACGAGUGAAAUAUGCAUAUAAACAAGCUAUGAUGAAUCUAAGAUUUUUCCCUGAGAUUUGGUUUUCUGCUGUUGAAUAUUGGUUAUCUUUAAACGAGGAAAAAGAAGCUAUUGAAAUAAUGAGAAAUGGCAUAGCUGCAAAUCCUACUAGUUAUUUACUUCACUUUCAAUAUGCGGAUUUUCUCGAGCAAAAUAAGAGGUUUUCAGAAAUGAGGACAAUUUAUGAAACACUUAUUGAAAACCUUUCAAAAGAAUUUAAAAAGAUUUCAUGUUAUAUGGAAAAUAGGGUAUCAGAAGUCUCUAAAUAUCUAGAAUACAUGACUCCUCAGGAUCCUGCUGAAGAAGGUGAAAUACAAAAAUUAACCCCAAAAAAAGAAAUACAAAAUAUUCAGAAACAAGGAAAAGAAGAAUUAAAUAAAUUAACAAAAAAUAUUUCUAUUGUAUGGAGUGUUUUCAUGAGAGCGGUUAGACGUACAGAAGGUAUAAAAGCAGCAAGACAGAUUUUUGGAAAAGCCAGGAAGGUGCCUAAUCAAGCAUAUCAUAUUUAUGUAGCUUCUGCCUUAAUGGAAUAUCAUUGUAGUAAAGAUUCUACAAUAGCUAGCAAGAUUUUUGAUUUAGGAUUAAAAAGUUUUGGAGAUGAUCCUGAUUUUGUUCUUCAUUACCUAACAUUUUUAAUAAAUAUUAAUGAUGAUACAAAUGCGAGAGCUUUAUAUGAAAAAACAAUAACACAUCUUGAUCCUCAAAUAGCUAGACAAUUGCAUGAAAAAUUAUAUACAUAUGAAUCCAUGUUUGGUGAUCUUUCAACAACUGUAAAAAUACAGUCAAGAAUAGCUGAACUUUAUCCUGAUGAUUCCUCCAUAUUACGGUUUUCUAGACGAUUCAAAUUUUACAAUUCAAAUGCGAUUUUGGAAAAAGAUUUAGGAGUAGCAUCUAAACCUUCAAUUAUCUCGGAACCUAUAGAAAUACACGAUAAUGGUAUUUUACAAUUGAAUCUUGAUAUUAGAAAAAAGAGUUUAGCUACUUCUUUAUUAACUACAAAUGAUAAACUUUUGAGUCUUCCUGAGCCUAUUUUAUAUUUUUUAAGUAUUCUCCCACCCGCUUCUUCAUAUACUGGAGCCACUUUCAAAAUUGAUGAACUCAUAAAGUUGAUUUCUGAAACAGAAGUCCCUACAUCUGUAAAAAAAAAAAUAACAGCAUCGAAUUAAUACGAAUUUAGAUCAUUUCAGGCACUGAUAUUGAAAUUUGAUUCU
Molecule: messenger RNA, 2347 nt
Organism: Pneumocystis carinii B80
Lineage: Eukaryota; Fungi; Ascomycota; Pneumocystomycetes; Pneumocystales; Pneumocystaceae
Exons: 11
Coding region: 44-2302 (752 amino acids)
Biological process (GO): mRNA 3'-end processing
Cellular component (GO): nucleus
Molecular function (GO): mRNA binding; protein binding
Source: RefSeq, a predicted model, not a curated record